AUGAUUUAUAUCUUUCAGCUUUUUUCAGGAAAAGAAUUGUUUGUUGAGGCAACAUGCUGCUGCAAGACUGGGCUCACCAGCAGAUGCUCUUGCACAGGAGUGAGUGGGAGAGCACUCUCAGCCUGGUGCAGACAAUCUUUGGCAUCUGAUCCAGUCCAAACAAACAGACAAAAAAAUACCCUAAAGAUAUGAAGCCUGUUAAAAGAAGCCAGUGAGCUUUCCAGGAGGAGCCAGGGAAAGGUGAAGCCACAAGAAGUCUGAGGGCCCAUGGGAAGAGUUGCAAGAACAGGCUCUCUUCUCCGAAACCAUGCCAGAGAUGACAGAGAAUGAGACACCUACUAAGAAGCAACAUCGAAAGAAAAACCGGGAAACACAUAAUGCAGUGGAGAGACAUCGAAAAAAGAAGAUUAAUGCUGGGAUAAACAGAAUUGGAGAACUCAUUCCCUGCUCUCCAGCACUUAAGCAGAGCAAGAACAUGAUCCUGGAUCAGGCCUUUAAGUAUAUAACAGAAAUGAAAAGACAAAAUGAUGAACUUCUGUUAAAUGGAGGGAACAAUGAACAGGCUGAAGAGAUAAAAAAGCUCCGGAAACAGUUGGAUGAACUGCAAAAGGAAAAUGGGAGAUACAUCGAGCUCCUGAAAGCAAAUGAUAUUUGCCUGUAUGAUGAUCCYACAAUCCACUGGAAAGGAAAUCUCAAAAAUGCCAAGGUCUCAGUWGUCAUUCCCAGUGAUCAGGUUCAAAAGAACAUCAUUGUCUAUUCMAAUGGGACUCAACCCAAUGGAAAUAACCAGGGAGCAUCUGUCCAGGGCAUAACAUUUAAUGUUGGUCAUAAUUUACAAAAGCAAACAGCCAAUGUUGUGCCAGUUCAGAGRACUUGCAACCUAGUGACUCCUGUGACAAUUGCUGGUAUUUAUCCCACAGAAAAUAAGCCAUGGUCACAACCUACAGUUUCUCCAGUGGCAUCUGCUCAGACAGCUCCAGCAGGGAAUGUUCUCGAGAUUUCCACCSCGGAGAACGAGCGGGGUGUGCCCACCACUGCUCCUGCCAGCUCACAGAGCACACCUCGACCUGCAGCAGAGCAGGUACUACAGUGUUCCUCAAGUAAUGCAGCACAGAACGAGCAAAAUGCCCCCAAAAGUAAAAAUGAYGAGGAGGGCACUAAAUCAACAAAGAAAACACUCGUGCUGGGAACCAGCCUUCCUUCCAGUGCCUCUGCAGAAGCCUCCCAAGUUCAACAGGUGAAUGCAACCUGCUCAAAUACACACAAUUCCAGGAGUGACCUUCAGGAAAGCUGUGCCACUUCAACCACAGACACAGCUUCUGUGCCAGCUGUGAGAUUAUCMACUGCAGAGAGCUGCUCUUCUGUAAAUGUCCCCAAAAGUACGRUUGUGAUCAGCAGUGCUGGGACUCCUGUGACAUCUGCGGCAGAAGGAGCUAAGGCUGUGACAGCAAUAAGCACUCUGGCUGCCAGUCCUCUGGAGAAYUGCUGGUCUUUUUCUGGCUCUUCAGGUGUUGGCACUUCAGACUUGAAAAACAUGAGUAGCCUUACUCGGAUGCCUUCAGCUGGGAACACACAGACCACAUGGACAACUUUGCAGCUGGCAGGAAACACUGUUCAGCCACUGAGCCAAACWCCAUCUGGGAUAAUGACUGCCCUCCUAAAUGAGCCAGUCAGUGCUGCUGGCACUGUGUCCUCUGCCCACAGCAGGCCUUUGACUACCAGCAUCAGUUUGCAUGCUUCUGUGCCUGGGGAUGGCCAGGCAGCUGAACAGAUUGUGGUUACUUUGCCCUCAUGCCCACCUGUACCUAUACAGCCUUUAAUCAGCCAGCCACAGGUUAAAGCUCAGGCUGCAGGAAAUAUCCUUCCAUUAAAUUCAGCUAUGCAGGUGAUUCAGAUGGCUCAGCCAGUGGCCUCAGCUGUGACAGGAGCACCAGCUAACCAGAAUGUCAUCAUUCUCCAGCCUCCAAACCCUGCUCCGUGCCCACCCAUUGUGAGAGCAGAAGUUCCCAGCCAAAAUGUUAGUCAGCAAAUUGUAAUUAUACAAGCUGCAAAUCAGAAUCCUCUUCCCCUCCUCUCUGCUCAGCCUUCUGCUCCUGUGAGAGUUCCCAUGAAUGGGCCGACUGCAGUCGCCAACUCCAGCAGCUCCAUGCAAAAUGCCUCUCUUCCACAGACUUUUGGAGGGAAACACCUUGUCCAUAUAUUACCAAGGCCAUCCUCUUUGCCAUCUUCUAGCUCUACACAGACAUUUUCAGUGACAAUGUCCAAUCAACAGCACCCUCAGACUAUCUCAUUAAAUGGGCAGCUUUUUGCCUUGCAGCCUGUGAUGUCUUCAUCUGGAGCUUCAAGCCAAGCCCCUAUGCAAAUUAUCCAGCCCACCACCAGUGAAGAUCCAAAUACCAAUGUUGCCCUCAAUACAUUUGGUGCUUUAGCUAACCUCAAUCAAAGCAUUUCACAGAUGGCUGGACAGAGCUGCUUGCACUUGUCUCUCAGCCACCCCACCAAUCCUGCAAGUGUCAACAACCAGAUUGCCACGGUCAACUGUGUGUCACUGCCAACUUCUGUGGCAUCUUCGGUGCCUGCAGAGGUUUCAGUAUUAACCAGUGCAUCUAAUUCCAUAAAUGCUUCCCCCCAAAAAGCAGCUGCCGGCUUGCCAUCCACCGCAAAAUCAAAAAGGACAAACAAAAAGCCAAGCACAAAGAAACACCAAGCAGUCAAUAAUAAAGUGUCCUGCCCAGCAGUUCCUUGCAAAGACGCAGGGAAGGUGGACUGUGCUCCUGUGGAAACRGUGGCAAAGCAUUCAGAUGGCAAAGGGCCACCUGAAAACACCCUGGCAGCAUCACAGGCUGUACCCACAUCACAGGCGAGCGGAGCGGCCGCGUCGAGCAGUGUCAGCACUUGUGACUCUCACUCCAAAGAGACUGUGAGCUCUGAACAGGCAGAGAAAACCCCCUCUGCUCCCGAGCCAAGCUCAGCAGAGGUGCCUGCUGCCUCACCACUGGAGGCUGUGGUGUCAGAGCAGCUGCUGCUCACUCCAGCUCCAGCCAAAGAUGCUGCUCCUCACCAUCAGGCACAGGGGYCUCAGAGCAACCCAGCCACUGCCUCCACCUUGGCAGAGUCUCCCAAAACCUGUGAACCCCCCAACACCUUAACAUCCUCUCRUAAAGAAGCACAGGUGACACAUUUGCAGGYUGCUGAGACAUCAGCAGCACAGAGYAACACAGCAGGUCAUACUUCCAAGGCAGGAAUGAUUUCAGAGUCCUGCAACAUCCCACAGGAUUCUUCAGUGGUAAUGCAAGAUGCGGACUUGUUAGAAGGGCARGGUCUAACCAAAAUGUUGUCUGAUCUCACAAAAGAAAGAACAGCUGUGGAAAAAACCUCUUCAUUUACUGUUCAGGGGGAGCAUUCUAMUUUUCCUAUGGAAAACUCUAAAUCGGCAGAACCAAAUGUUGAUUUGCCUGAGAAGCAGGAACUCUUGCUGAUGAACACGGAAGGGGACACUCUCUCCCAGCAUCACUCCUGCAUCUCUGAUCAGGAGGUGGUCAGUGCUUCCCUUAUCACCAGCAGGCAGGCAGACUCCCCGAUGUCAACCAGCUCUGGCAGCAGUCGAGGCUUCUCAGUUGCAUCYAUGCUACCAGACACGGCCAGAGAAGAUGUCACAAGCAGCACCUCAACCAGCACCUGUAACAGCUGCACAUUUUCAGAACAGACUGACAUUGUAGCUCUUGCAGCAAGAGCGAUUUUUGACCAGGAAAGCCUUGAGAAGGGUGGAGGGGGAAUACAGGUUAACACGAGGGAUGCCAUCUCUAAGUCUGAGGCUGCACCUUUGGAGAGAGAGCAGCAGCCUUUUAAACCUCAGUCGGUGAAAGAAAACAGUGCAGGSCCACUGGAAGUGGCACCGAGCAAAUUCAGUGCUCAUGAAACAGUACAGACAAAUGUGGACAGGCAGGUUGAGAAGCCAAGCUGCUCUGUAGGAGGUGUGGAAACAUCAAACRCUCCUUUGCAGAUUUCCACUUCCCAGACACCGAGCAUAACCAGYCUAAGUGUGAAUAAUCUGAUCCACCAGAGCCGCAUUGUCCAUCCCCUGGUGAGCUGCUCGAGUUUAUCCCAAUCUUCAGAGCCUGCAAGCAUCCCUGCAAGUGUGAGCCUCUCCCUUCCAUCUAGCACAUAUAUCAAUCCAUCUCCAGGCCCUGCUCUGAUGAGUGAAUAUGCUCAGGAACAACUGAAUGCUAUCAGGGCAAGCACCAUGCAGGCUCCCCARCUGCAGGAAUCACACUUAAAGCAGCAGAAUCACGAAAGUCGCAAAGAUUCUGCCAARAGGGCCGUUCAGGAUGACCUUCUGCUUUCUACAGCAAAGAGGCAGAAGCAGUGCCAGACAGCACCCAUAAGGCUGGAGGGGAUGGCGCUGAUGAACCGAACACCAGAGGGUAUUGCUGAUCAAACACAGAUGCUGGUAGGUCAGAUUCCUCCUAAUUCAUCCAAUUCAGUGGCACCAGUGAGCAAUCAAGGGCAUGCUGAUGGCCUCAAUAGGUUAUUCCCACCAAACAGCAAUUUCGUAACACCAGCUUUGAGACAAACUGAAGUUCAGUGUGGUUCUCAGCCGCCGCUUUCUGAGCAGCCAGGCCAGGCAGGGCAGCACUUGCAGCCAAUUCAACAYGUUCCUGCUCAAGGCAUCUCUCACCUUCACAGCAACCACCCGUACCUGAAGCAGCAGCAGGCUGGGCAGUUAAGAGAGAGGCACCACUUGUACCAGCUGCAGCACCACGUCCCUCACGGGGAAAACUCCGUUCAUUCUCAGCCCCACGGUGUCCACCAACAGCGAACCAUACAGCAGGAGGUGCAGAUGCAAAAGAAACGSAACCUCAUCCAGGGAACACAAGCCACACAGCUUUCCCUACAGCAAAAACACCACGGGAAUGAUCAAACACGGCAGAAAGGUGGUCAGCCCCAUCCUCACCACCAACAAAUGCAGCAGCAGAUGCAGCAGCACUUUGGAGCUUCCCAGGCUGAAAAGAACUGUGAAAAUCCUGCAACGAGCAGAAAUCACCAUAACCACCCUCAGAGCCAUAUCAAUCAGGAUAUUAUGCAUCAACAGCAACAGGAUGUUGGCAGCAGACAGCAAGGUUCCACUUCRGAGCACGUGUCAGGGCACAACCAGAUGCAAAGACUGAUGACCUCAAGGGGCUURGAGCAGCAAAUGGUGUCCCAGGCCAGCAUUGUCACCAGACCMUCAGAUAUGACAUGCACCCCUCACAGGCAGGAAAGAAACAGAGUUUCCAGCUACUCUGCCGAGGCACUCAUUGGGAAGACGCCCUCUAAUUCAGAGCAGAGAAUAGGAAUAUCUCUUCAAGGCCCUAGGGUUUCUGAUCARCUUGAAAUGAGAAGCUAUCUUGAUGUUUCUAGAAAUAAAGGGUURGCAAUUCAUAAUAUGCAGGGCCGCUUGUCAGUCGACCACACAGUUGGCUCGGAUGUGCAGCGUCUUUCUGAUUGCCAAACCUUUAAGCCCUCUGCACCCAACCAACAACCAACGGGCACUUUUGAUGUACAGGCUUCAAGAAACAGUGAAAUUGGGAAUUCUGUGUCAUCUCUCCGGGGCAUGCAGUCACAAGCGUUCCGAAUCGGUCAAAAUGCUGCGCCAUCCAUAGAGAGGCAGAAGAGACUGCCCUACCAGCCAGUGCAGGGUAUUCCAACAGGGAAUCCCCUGCCAUCGAGGGAAAAUGAAAACACAUGCCACCAAAGUUUCAUGCAGAGCUUGCUUGCCCCUCACCUUGGUGAUCAAGUCAGUGGAAGCCAAAGAUCAAUCCCAGAACAUCAAAGGAACGCGCAGUGCGGUGCCUCCUCCACAAUCGAGUACAACUGUCCCCCAGCGCGAGAGAGCGUCCACAUCCGAAGGGAUGGUGAUGGCCAGAGCAGGGAAAGCUGUGACAUGUCCAUYGGGGCAAUUAACUCAAGGAACAGUUCAUUGACUAUUCCUUUUUCSAGUUCUUCUUCCUCAGGAGACAUUCAGGGUCGCAAUACGAGCCCAAACAUCUCCGUGCAGAAGUCCAACCCCAUGAGAAUGACRGACAGUCAUGGAAGUAAGAACCACAUGAACACAUCCAGCAAUAUGCAUGGAGUUGUGAGGCCAACUCACCCUCACCCUGCAGUUUCUCAUGGMAAUGGUGAGCAAGGGCAGCCUUCUGUUCGUCAGCCAAAUUCUUCAGUCACUCAGCGCUCGAGGCAUCCUCUGCAAGACAAUGGGGGUUCUAAAAUACGUCAGCCCGAAAGGAAUCGAUCUGGAAAUCAGAGRCAUGGAAAUGUCUUUGAUCCCAGUCUUCCCCAUCUUCCUCUGUCCACGAGUGGCAGCAUGAUCCUUGGGCGCCAACAAUCCACGAUAGAAAAAAGAGGAAGCAUUGUCAGAUUUAUGUCUGAUGGCCCUCAAGUGUCUAACGAUAAUGCGGCCCCUGAUCAACAUACUCUCUCCCAGAAUUUUGGAUUCCCUUUUAUUCCAGAGGGUGGCAUGAAUCCACCAAUAAAUGCCAAUGCCUCUUUCAUYCCCCCAGUCACUCAGCCCAGUGCCACUCGGACACCAGCUCUAAUCCCAGUUGAUCCCCAGAAYACACUGCCAUCCUUCUAUCCACCUUACUCUCCUGCCCACCCCACCCUCUCCAAUGACAUUUCUAUUCCUUACUUUCCCAAUCAAAUGUUUCCAAACCCCAGCACGGAGAAGCCRAGCAGUGGAGGUUUAAACAAUCGAUUUGGAUCCAUUUUGUCUCCUCCCAGGCCUGUUGGUUUUGCUCAGCCAAGUUUUCCUUUGCUUCCAGAUAUGCCACCAAUGCACAUGACCAACACAUCGCACUUAUCCAAUUUUAACUUAACUUCUUUGUUCCCUGAAAUAGCCACAGCUCUUCCUCCAGAUGGCUCAGCGAUGUCUCCUUUGCUUUCCAUUGCAAACACAUCUGCUUCAGAUUCUUCCAAGCAGCCCUCAAACCGCCCUGCCCACAAUAUAAGCCAUAUUUUAGGUCAUGACUGCAGCUCAGCUGUAUGAAAACUGGUCCACUGACUUCUGGUCUGAUGUGUUGUUUAUAUAUUUAAGAAGAAGGAAGUGGAUCUUACUGGCAUCCCUGGAAGAGACCAUUCAUAGCAUCACUGUUUAUUUGCCUAAAUGUAUGUAUAUGGUACUUUCCAUAUUUAUAUAUGUGUUGUGUUUCCACCCACCUUACUAACUCUAAAGCACCAGUGCCUAUAGCAAUGCUUACUUACUAGGAAAAGGUAAGGAUGCAACAUUGAGAGCUGUGCAAAUAUUGGUUGUUGAUUUUCCAACAAUCACAUUUGAUGUCUGAUUGUUCCAAGGUAAGGGCUGCCCUCAGUAAUACCUGGAGUGAGAGCAUCUGUAUAGAAAAUAGGAAACAUKUGCUACAGGUGUCUGUUUGUUCCUGAUGUGUUGAAAUCACUGCAGAGGAGCUUGAAAUGGUUUGGGUUUCUUUUUUUUCCUUUGUAAAAUACCUUCAGGAGCCUCAACACAAGUCAAGUCUGUGUUAACCCAGUGCUAACUGGAAAAGGCAUUUGUUGUGCAGCUUUUGUGCGUUUGAAGCUUUUCACAUGCACUUGACUUAAAGCUGACUUUACCUGGCAAAAUUACUGCGUGUUCCCAUGGUCAGCAAUUAAAAAUACUGUUCUAGGAAAUUUAGAUUUCUUUGACCCAUGACUUUCUAAGAAUCUUGUUUGGAUCCAUUUCAGUCAUGGCCUCAGUUAUUGCUGAACUCAGUCAGUGUUUCAGUGUAGCUCACAACACAGCAGAGACAGCAGCUAUGUUUGUUGCCAUUUCAUUGUUGGUUGCUGCAGAUUACCUCAGGGUGGGUUUUGUACCUCRUUUAGCACCUUCUCAAUGUCCUUUUUUCCCCCUCUACUUUUUUUUGGCACGUUUUCAAACACCAGCUUUCUGGUUUCUGUGAGUGACAGCCCUUUGUUGUAGCAGGCAGCACACAGGAGGAGGACUGAGCCUGUCAGUGGGAAUUCUGGGGGCACAGUUUUUACUUAAUAUUGCUGAUAGAUUCAGCCUGAAUUAAUAYCAGUACUCUGCACUUGAAUGCACCUUUUAUCUAAAUCUUUGUGAUUGUGGCUGAAGCAGGAAUAUGGAUGUGGUGAGAGUGAAACACACAGGAAGACACUGGGAUUUGAGGAAGGAUGGUGUGUUUGGAGAUGCAUGAGAGAUGGAGUGAAUGUGUGCRCUGGCUGAAUCUCCAGUUCACAAAUUUUGGUCCCAUUUCUUUUAAAGGAAAGGGAAGAAUUAGGUAAAUUUUAUUUAUUUAAUGUCUCCACAGCGUGCUUUUUCUCCAAACAGGGCAGAAAUAUUUUUCUUUURUGUGUUUAAAAAUACCAUUCUGGGUUUGAUUCUUCAAACAACACAGUAACUUCAGGUUUCCUUGCAUGCAAUUGCCCCCAAGCUUGAAAACCUUUUGUGUUGYCCACCAGUGCAUCAUCUUGCUGCUCUUGGGACUUGUCAGAAUCUCAUGAUGAGGGAAUGAGGAGGAGCAGGCUCCCUGGAAUUGUUUUGUUUUGUUU
Messenger RNA from Malurus melanocephalus (red-backed fairy wren), 8541 nucleotides. It is a transcript of the gene USF3, whose product is annotated as upstream transcription factor family member 3. The coding region runs from base 308 to 7024 and encodes 2238 amino acids. Lineage: Eukaryota; Metazoa; Chordata; Aves; Passeriformes; Maluridae. The record is from RefSeq and is a predicted model, not a curated record. The transcript has 7 exons. Gene Ontology annotation, molecular function: protein dimerization activity.